AUGCGCCUCAAUCAGGGGCCGCUCCCCAGCGACCAAGAACUCUUCCAGAAAAUGGGCAAACACAAUGUGGAUGUUGCAGUGCAGGCAGCACCCAUCAAGUUCUCCCGCUAUCAGUCGGUGCGGAAUGCCUUCAGCCCGCCCCGCGAUGCCGAAGACAGGGAUGGGUUGAAUGCCUCGCCCGCGCCAGUGGGCGCGGGUAAUGAUUUGAAUCAACCAAAGCCCUCGAUCGCGAGAAGCAUGUCUCGGUACCGGCGCAAUCGGCCCUCUGCCAAUAGCACUUCCUCAACAGUUCCUCCCAUGUCCUCGAAAACGAAUCCUACGCGAUCAAUGUCAACACCUCAGUUGCCAGGUCCAGCACGACAGAUUCCCCAGGACAGAUACCAAGAUCAAGGGUUGGUGGAGCAGUUUGAACUCCUGGGAAUGAACCCAACAGGGAUGGCGCAGGGAGAGCAGGAGAGGGAGAGACACCGGCGACAUGCAGCGGAACAAUUGACCGGAGAGUCCCAGCCAUCUCGAUCAAUUCCCGGGCGGUCCAACACUUCAGAGAAUGUGUCGCAGUACGAGACAAGACAGGAGGGGCGUCGCCGAGUCGACACCAACGAGACUCAGGCCUCCGCCAAUGAGGCCAAUCGCAAGUCCUUCCUACAAAACCUCAAACUCCCACGAACCAAAGAAAGCUCCAUGCAACACACCACCCCCAAGUACAUCGAAGUCGGUGGAGGUGGCAUCGUACCCGGCAUUGAUGCGCCCGUUUCCGCUGUCAACGCUGGAGAGCGGCGAGUCGUUGUGCAGCAUGGAGAGACCUCGGUGGAACUUCCUGUUACACCAUCAACGCAGGUCCAAGAUUUGUUGCUGGCUGCUACGGAACACCUCUCCAAGGACAUUGACCCCGAGAAGUUUAUUUUACUGGAGUCCUUCCGAAAACUUGGCUUGCAACGGUCGCUGCGCCGCUAUGAGUAUGUUCGGGAUGUCAUGAACUCCUGGAGCCAGGACAGCGAUAACCAUUUGGUUGUUAUUCCCCCAUCCAGCAUAGACGCUCUGGAACAACUCGAUGCGCAGCACGUUCCGAGCGAGCAGCCUGCUGAAGCCACUGUUCAUCUCUACUACUCCCAGCGCCCCGGCAAGUGGGAUAAGCGUUUUGUGACGCUGCGCGCCGAUGGGCAAGUGACGAUCUCCAAAAAGGAAAAUGGCAAGGAUCAGACCAAUAUCUGUCAUUUGUCCGACUUUGACAUCUACUCGCCCAGCGCGCGGGUCAUGGCCAAAGACAUCAAGCCGCCCAAGAAAAUCUGUUUUGCGAUUAAAAGCCAACAGAAAUCCUCCAUGUUUCUUUCCACCGAGAAUUUUGUGCACUUCUUUACCACCAACGACAAAUCUAUCGCGGAUAACUGGUACCGCGUGGCUCAGAAGUGGCGAAGCUGGUAUUUGGUCAACAAGCUAGGAGCGCUGCAGAAGACGGAGACAGAGGCCUCGCUGCCCAAGCGGUCUCUAACUCACAGAAGCAUCUGUCGGCCGAGAAAAAGGUCGAAUGAAGUGGCAAAGUCAGACUGGAAAACGGGCGACGCGGAAACCCUGAUGCCUGUACGAGGGUCCAUGGACCAGCAGCGGCCCACAAGCACCAAGGACCUCUUCACACGAAAGAAGACCUUACGUGAACAUGCACCUCCACCUAAUUCGUUCCCCAGGACGUUGGCAAUCGACACGAGCAUCGCCGAGCAGAGCGUGGAGAAAGGGACUUUGGUGCAGGGGGUCUCGCCCGAAGAAGUGGAGGCAGCCACAUUUGCUCCUACAGGACUUCUAGGUCGAACCUAUACCCAGCGUCAACACGCUAUGCGCGAGCGCGAGGAGAAAGAAAAGCAAGCCAAGCAGGACCCCUUCGCAACGCAUGGCCUACUGGACUCCCCCUCAAUGCACUCGAUUCCCCAACCUUCGGGCUCCCAGAACAGCCGAAGCAACAUGAUGACAUAUGCCCCCGAGGGAUUCCUCAGCCGUGCCUCGUCUAUCCACCAGAAAAACAAGCCUCUCGUUGAUUUGACGCCCGUCUUCCAUGAGCCACCGCAACACACGCGUAAGGGCCGAGGCGUCACCGUCGAGCCUGGCAUGCCUCUCAUUGAUGCCGCCACGGGCCCCGACCUUAUGCCGGAAUCAAUGGCCAUUCCACCAGCGACUGCCUGGCGACGUCCAGCCGCCGAUAUACCGCCCCAGGCUCGGUCGCGGUCCAACACCGUCCGCAGCAUGCACAACAGCGUGCGCCACGCGUCGCAGUCGCAAAAAGCCUCCACUUCCACCCCCAGCUCGCCAAACAACCCAUUUAUCCCGAAUAGUCUACUGGCAUGCUCCUCUCGGGUAUCUAGCAGUCAAUGCAGAACGUACACAGGGCACGGAGUGGCCACGGGCGACCGCAGCGCAACGCGGCCCAUGCUGGAUAUGUCGCCGGACAAUCCUUUCGCGGAGGGGAGUCUGCUCCGGCAAUUGUGA
Messenger RNA from Penicillium alfredii, 2475 nucleotides. RefSeq lists its product as uncharacterized. Lineage: Eukaryota; Fungi; Ascomycota; Eurotiomycetes; Eurotiales; Aspergillaceae. The record is from RefSeq and is a predicted model, not a curated record. The transcript has a single exon. The coding region runs from base 1 to 2475 and encodes 824 amino acids.